AUGCUCUUUAAUCUUUUUGUCCUUGUCGCACUGGCGGCACAUGUCACCUCUGCCCCUGCCGAGACUCUGUCUGACCCUUCAGUCCCCACCACUCUCCCCAAACCCCCCAUCUUUGAUGGUUUCGUCCCCCCUAAUUUCCUCCGUCAUCCUCCCCCCACUGUCAGCGGUGCCGAUGACGGUCACAAGACGAAGUUCCUUGUCAGCCGUUAUGUCCCACUUUCUGAAGGUGGGUGUUUCCACGGACGAACUGCCCCGAGCAUGGACGAAGAGGCACCCUGGGAUGGCAGAAGUGUCCGUUGCACCUACUACCCAGAAGGGCCUUGCCCGAAGGUCAAGAAGUACAGGUUGAUUCCCGGUUAUGAAGGCGCUGCUAUCCAGAACGUCUCCAUCACCGCUUCGUAUGAGUCCAUGGAUCCCCUGCUAAUCAGGAUGACGGUCAACAACACCACUCCUCUGCCCAUCACCUUCUGGAAGGAGUGGUCACCUGUCAGUAAGCGCGGUUGGGAACUCGGAUACUUCUCUAUCGAGUCCGAGAUCUGGGGACAGUUCUUUGGCAGGGUUGGCGAGAAGUACCGCAUGGCUACUCUGACUCGCGAGGAUAUCCCCGAGCGCCCCAAGAACAUCGACGAACUGGUUCAGCUUAACCCCGGCGAGUCUGUGUCUGAAGUUGUCACCAUCCCCUACUGCGAACUAAAGGAAGGCUCCCAGCAUUGCAAGCCUUUCAUGUGGGAACGGUGGACGGAGAUGCUUCGACUUGUGGGUAUCAAGCGCAUCUUCAUCCAGGGAGACUGGUAUGGUGUCUGGGCCCAGCCUAAGGAGGAGGUAAUGGCCAAGAUGGUUGACAACCCCAUGGCAGGUUACUGGACUCGCUGGUGGGCCAAGAACGUUCUCUUCCCAACGGAGGAGCAGCUCAAGGGGUUUGGGACCUAUCUCCCAUACAAAGAGCCUUGGUACACGACUAAGGCUGCUUUGACAGGUGUCUUGCCAUCGAACAGCACCGAGGUCAACUAA
Molecule: messenger RNA, 1011 nt
Organism: Fusarium venenatum
Lineage: Eukaryota; Fungi; Ascomycota; Sordariomycetes; Hypocreales; Nectriaceae
Source: RefSeq, a predicted model, not a curated record